This is a messenger RNA of Macrosteles quadrilineatus (aster leafhopper), 4938 nucleotides long. RefSeq lists its product as uncharacterized. The transcript has 3 exons. NCBI's taxonomy places the organism in Eukaryota, Metazoa, Arthropoda, Insecta, Hemiptera, Cicadellidae. Gene Ontology annotation, biological process: DNA integration. The coding region runs from base 290 to 4369 and encodes 1359 amino acids. Gene Ontology annotation, molecular function: zinc ion binding; nucleic acid binding. The record is from RefSeq and is a predicted model, not a curated record.
AUAGUUUCAUAUAUGAACAGUUAUAAUUAUUAGUAACGGAAGAGUUAUUAUGUUUUGCGGGGUGGCUGCACUGUGCACUGAGCCCUGAAGUGGGAUGAUUCGUCACGGCUCCUUCUUCUAUGUCCAACAGCGAUCGUAAGUGGUUCUUUAUAAUUACUGUCCACUUUUCUAGCGUAACGUUAGGUUACGACAUUUUGGCGCAGUCGGUAAUAAACCUUUUUAUCAUAGUUAGGGUAGUACGCGAUAACAGUUGUUGUUUUAGUGCGUAUUAUAGUUGAGAUGAUUAAAAAUGGCGAGUAUUAGUGUUGGCAGGAUUUCUGAAUUUAAUCCAAGUGAGGAGGACAUUGUGCCCUAUUUGUUGCGCCUGAAACAUUUUUUCAAAGCGAACAAUGUCAAGAAGGAAAACGAGGUGUCGGUUUUAAUUACAGUUAUUGGUCCCAGGGUUUUAUCGGUCCUAUCCGAUUUAUUAUCACCAGUAGAGGUAGAUUCUAAGACCUAUGAUGAACUUGCAGCGUUGUUGAAAUUACAUUAUGCGCCCAAGAAGUUGGUUGUGGCGGAGCGAUAUGUAUUCUACUCUCGUGUGCAAAAGCCGGGCGAAAGCAUAGCGGAGUUUGUGGUUUCAAUAAAACAUUUGGCUAGUUCGUGCAAAUUUGGUACCUUUUUGAAAGACGCUUUGAGGGACAAAGUGAUUUCCGGCAUUUCUAAUGAAACUAUCCGGCAGAAAUUGUUGUCGGAGGAAUUGGACUUUGACGAAGCUUAUGCGUCAGCGCUCAGGCUGGAACAGGCCGAAUCGCAGUCAAGCCUAUUUGUGCAACCUCGUGGGGACAUUGCGAAAAUCAAUGUGAAAAGUCAAAAUAGGCCUAAAACUUUCAUGCAUAGGAGUAGUGAAAAUCAAAAUUCUAGAAACUCUUGUUGGAGGUGUGGUUCUGCUGGUCAUUGGCCUAGUGCGUGUGCGUUCGCCAGUUACAAGUGUCACGGUUGUCAGAGAGUAGGUCAUCUCAAGAAAGUGUGUAAAGCCAAGAAAUCUUCUAGUUUCCAUGGUAAAAAGUCGACACCUAGGAUGGGGGUCCAUCAAGUGGAGGAAGAGGUAGGCCUAGGCCUAGAAGUUCCAAUGGCAGAGAUAGGUUUGUACAACCUUAAAUCAGGAUCAGACAACGGCUAUAAGGUAGGCCUAGUGGCUAAUGAUGUAUAUUUAGAAAUGAUUCUAGAUACAGGCAGUGCCUUGACUAUAUGUCCUUCUGAGAUAUUUUAUGAAAAAUUUUCUAACCUCAAACUUAGGCCAGCAAAUGUGAAACUUACUACUUAUUCAGGUCAUGAUGUACCUGUUCUGGGACAAGUGAAUGUCAAUGUUAAAUAUAAUAAUCAGCAGGCGAGUUUGCCUUUGACAGUAGUUAGUUUAGAAAGUAAGAGUCAGCCGAUUCUGUUGGGGCGAAACUGGUUAGGCCAGUUGAGGUUAGAUUGGCAAAAUGUGUUUUCAUGUAAAGCCACUGUGGAUCACAGUUCUGAUUUGGACAUUGCUAAAUUGAAGAGUAAAUUUAAGUCAGUUUUUCAGCCUGGAACGGGCGAAAUUAAGGGUGUUAAGGCUCAUAUUGUCUUAAAGGAGGGGACAGUCCCUAAGUUUUGUAAGGCGAGACCAGUGCCUUUUGCGUUAAGGGAGAAAGUUGAGAGUGAGUUGGACCGCAUGGUUCAAGAGGAUGUUGCGUACAGAGUUACUAAUUCACAGUGGAGCACUCCACUUGUGGUUGUCCCUAAGCCUAAUGGUGUUAGGCUUUGUGCCGAUUAUAAGAUUACUCUUAAUCAGUGUAUUGAAAUGGAACAUUAUCCGCUUCCACAGGCUCAAGAUAUUUUUGCAACUCUAGGCGGUUGCUCAGUUUUUAGCUGCCUUGAUCUUUCAAAUGCGUAUCAGCAAUUGGCGGUAGCGGAUGAAUCGCAACAUCUGUUGACCCUAGCUACCCAUAAGGGUCUGUAUCGUUUAAAAAGGCUACCAUAUGGUUUGUCUUCAGCUCCUGCAAUUUUUCAGUCAGCCAUCGACCAAAUUUUAACAGGUCUUCCAGGAACGGUGGCGUACUUAGAUGACGUCUUAGUGGCGGCUCGCUCUAAGGAAGAGGGGCUUGCCCGUCUGGCGCAGGUGCUGCAACGCCUUGAUGAGUUUGGUGUUCGAGUAAACCAACAAAAGUGUAAGUUUUUGCAAUCUUCAAUCGAGUAUUUAGGACAUGUGAUUACUCGAGAUGGUCUCCGUCCACAAGAAAGUUUGUUAACUGCGCUGCGUAAAGCGCCUGAGCCUAGUACUAAGGAAGAGUUACGAGCCUAUAUUGGUCUAAUAAAUUAUUAUCAUGCAUUUAUACCUAACCUGUCUGCUAGAAUAAGCUGUUUUUAUGACUUAUUACAUAAGGAUCAUCCAUGGGUGUGGUCGGAGGUGUGUUCUAAGACUUUUCAGGAGAGUAAAUCAUGGGUGUUGGACUCAAGUUUGUUAGUUCACUAUGAUGUUAAAAAGCCCAUAGUUCUGACGUGUGAUGCGAGUCCCAGAGGGGUGGCUGCUGUUCUAUCUCAUCUUAUCGAUGGUCAGGAAAGGCCAAUUGCCUUCGCAUCGAAAACGCUAAGUUCCAGUGAACGGAAUUAUUCUCAGUUACAUCGGGAGGCUCUGGCUUUGAUCUUUGGAGUCAAAAAGUUUCAUAAGUAUAUAUAUGGAAGACACUGUAUUCUACAGACUGAUCAUCAGCCGUUGACGGCUAUUUUUGGCUCUAAAAAGGGCGUUCCUAGUAUGGCGGCAGCUAGGCUGCAGAGAUGGGCCUUGAUUCUAUCAGCAUAUGAUUUGGAGGUUAGGUACCGGAAGGGAGUGGAUGUCCCUCACGCUGAUGCGUUGUCUAGGUUACCCUUAGCAGAAGCGGAACCUAUAGAGCUGGAUGCUAAUUUUGUUUCACAUGUAGAUGUGUGUACAGAAGUGAUGAACAAUUUCUGUGUUGUCAAGGACAUUGCACCUAUUACUGCCUUGCAUAUAGGUAAAAUGACGGAUAAGGAUCCGAUUCUUUCGAAGGUCCGAGAUUUUGUGAUGUACGGCUGGACGAGCUCGGUUGAGCCAGAACUAGCUAUUUUUCUAAGGAAGAAGGACGAGUUGUCCGUGGAACAAGGUUGUUUGCUGUGGGGUUCUCGUGUAGUGAUUCCAAAGAAACUGUAUUCAUCUGUGCUUCAAAUGUUGCAUGAUCAACACCCGGGAGUUACACGCAUGAAGAUGCUGGCGAGAAGUUAUGUCUGGUGGCCAGGCAUGGAGAAGUCGAUUGAAGACGUGGUGGCCUCUUGUUCUGCGUGUCAGUUAACUAGGAAUUCGGUACCUAAAGUACCGUUGCAGCAAUGGCCUACAACAUCAACUCGAUGGCAGAGGAUACACAUUGACUUUGCGGAGGAUCCAGAGUCGAGACAGCAACUUUUAGUUUUGAUUGACACAUACUCUAAAUGGUUAGAGGUAUUUAUCAUGAGUUCCAUGAAUUCUUCCAAGGUUAUCGAGAAACUCCGUACCUUGUUUUCAUCGUAUGGAUUGCCUGUUGAACUGGUGUCGGACAACGGAAGAUCUUUUACUAGUCAAGAGUUCAAGACCUUUUUGCAUAACAACAAUGUGAAGUUCACAUUAACUCCCCCGUAUCAUGCGGCUUCAAAUGGAUCUGCAGAGAGAAGUGUUCAGGAGGUCAAGAAAAACCUUUUGCGUCAAGUGAUUGAGGAACAUCAGCGUUCUCAGCGUACCACUCUUCAAAUGAAAUUAGAUAAUUUCUUGUUUGCGUACCGCAACACUCCAAAUACAGUUACUGGCUUAACCCCUGCAGAAAUGUUCCUGUCUUGGAAGCCUCGUACUCAGUUGGUUAUGUUAAAACCCAAUCUCCAGUCAUCCAUUGAUCAAAAACACAGGGAACAAAAAGAUGCAGCUGAUAGGCUUAGGGGAAGAAGCAGAUUUUUCUCAGAAGGUCAGGCAGUCUAUGUCAAAACUGUCCGAAAUGAAAAGAUAUCUUGGGUUCCUGGCAAAAUAAUUCUAAAGAGAAGUCCGGUCACCUAUCUGGUGAGUGUUAUUGGUGGAAAACCCCGAUUUUGUCAUGCGGAUCACUUGAGAGCUCGGUAUGCAGAAGAGGAGGAGAUUUUUGUAUCACCCAAGGACCCCGUUGUAUCACCCCAAGUACCCAAGAAUUCACCCCCGCCGGAGGAUCGACCAACCAGUCCCAUGAUGAUGUCACCUGUACCUAGGCCUACGACCAGUCCCAGGGAGAGCCUAGGGCAAGCCCAGCCUCAGCCAACUCCUGCGUCGCCGCUAGCACAGUGCAGCCCACCACCCUCGCUGAGGAAGUCUGCACGGACUGUGCGAAAGCCUCACAGGCUGGACUUGUAAAAUUAUUACUGAAUAAUGGGAAGAAGAAAUUUUGGUUGCAUUUUAUUGAAAGUGAAUUUAUUUUAUUUUGAAAGUUGAGUUAAUUUUGAAUUUAUGAUAUUGACUUUUUUUUAUGGGGAAGACGAGUGUAGUAGAAGUCAUUAUAGUUUCAUAUAUGAACAGUUAUAAUUAUUAGUAACGGAAGAGUUAUUAUGUUUUGCGGGGUGGCUGCACUGUGCACUGAGCCCUGAAGUGGGAUGAUUCGUCACGGCUCCUUCUUCUAUGUCCAACAGCGAUCGAGAUGGAUGCACCCUCCUUCAGAAGGCGCUGAAAGGAAUACUAAUUAUAGGCCGCUGUACUCCGUAGAAGAACUUAAGGAAGAGCACCUAGUGAGAUAAGUGAAUGUCUGCCAUAUCAUCCGUUAAACAGCCAGGUUUUUGAAGGAAGAAAGAUGUAGCCCCAGCUCUGGACAAAAAUAUUAUGGAGAAGGUUGGCCGCUGUACAGGGCAGCUAUAGUUAUUAUUAUAUGUUGCCUUUUAUUGUUAUGUACUGUUUUUAUACUUUACCAAUAAACCUUAUAUUUAUCUAGA